Cebus imitator (Panamanian white-faced capuchin) is the source of this 291-nucleotide messenger RNA. Its product is annotated as cytochrome c oxidase subunit 7C, mitochondrial-like. Gene Ontology annotation, biological process: mitochondrial electron transport, cytochrome c to oxygen. The transcript has a single exon. The record is from RefSeq and is a predicted model, not a curated record. Bases 16 to 207 code for a protein of 63 amino acids. Lineage: Eukaryota; Metazoa; Chordata; Mammalia; Primates; Cebidae.
GCUUCCAGCAGCUCUAUGUUGGGCCAGAGCAUCCGGAGGGUCACAACCUCUGCGAUCUGUAGGUGCCACUAUGAGGAGGCUCCUGGGAAGAAUUUGCCAUUUUCAGUGGAAAACAAGUGGCGGUUACUAGCCAUGAUGUGUUUGUACUUUGGAUCUGGAUUUGCUGCACCCUUUUUUAUAGUAAGACACCAACUGCUUAAAAAAUAAGGGUGUUUCAGCUCAUCCGUUUAACAGAUAUGAAGAGCAUUUUAAGAGGCGCAGUCUCUGGAAAAUGGAUCAAACUCAUAUGGC